Messenger RNA from Episyrphus balteatus (marmalade hoverfly), 1962 nucleotides. RefSeq names its product ceramide phosphoethanolamine synthase (gene SMSr). Gene Ontology annotation, cellular component: Golgi membrane; endoplasmic reticulum membrane. The transcript has 6 exons. Gene Ontology annotation, molecular function: sphingomyelin synthase activity; ceramide cholinephosphotransferase activity. The record is from RefSeq and is a predicted model, not a curated record. Gene Ontology annotation, biological process: ceramide biosynthetic process. The coding region runs from base 151 to 1812 and encodes 553 amino acids. NCBI's taxonomy places the organism in Eukaryota, Metazoa, Arthropoda, Insecta, Diptera, Syrphidae.
UCAUUUUUUGACUUUUGGAAAAAUCAAAAAUCAGUUUCUGCAAAUAUGUCACUGAAGUUAGGUCAUUUUUUCUCGGGCCCUCCGAAAUUCAUGUUAUAAUAAAAUUUCAAUUAAACAAUUUGGUCUCGAAAAAAAAACAAAACAAAAACUAUGAAUAAUGUUGCUGUGCAAGAAUGGUCAAAAGAGCAAGUUGUCGUCUGGGCACGAGACGAAGAAAAUCUCAGUGCAUUUGUCACCGCCUGCCUCGAUUCGGAAGAAAUCGAUGGUCGAACAUUGCUCGCCCUAACCGAAAACGAUAUCCGCGAUCUGCGCUACAAACUCAAUUAUCCAUUAAAGUUUAGUGACAUCAAAAAGUUAUGGAUUUCCGUGCGAAAUCUUCAGCGCAACAAUAUUUAUCUCAUAAAGUUUUUGGGUGGUGGUGUCGAUGAUGUACGAUUGAUGGACGGCGGAACACAUCCAUUGACACAUGGAAUCGGACACAAUAGGAAUACUUUCUGUGGUGGGAGUGCACAUCCUCAUCACUGUGCUGCUGCUGGCUCAUCAACAUAUGGAUCGUUUGAUGGAUCGCACAAUCAUCAAUUGAAUGACAGUGAUAGAAUAUCGCCACCACUUUCGGUGGAUGGCAGGGCGACAAACAUUCCUCCGGAGUUCUUCAAAACAGCCAUGAGCUUAGGUUAUUCUUUCCUGGUGACAUGGAUAACUUCAUUUGUGAUGGUCAUAGUACACGAACGGGUUCCCGAUAUGAAACGUUACCCACCCCUACCCGAUAUUUUUCUCGACAACGUACCGCACAUACCCUGGGCAUUUCACAUGUGCGAAAUAACCGGAACUCUCCUGUUUAGCAUUUGGAGUUGUGUUUGCAUAUUUCACAAAUAUCGAAUGGUGCUGUUGCGUCGUUUUUUUGCCCUAGCCGGAACUGUGUUCCUUCUUCGCUGUGUGACUAUGCUGAUAACAUCACUCAGUGUGCCCGGAACACAUUUGCAAUGUAAUCAAAAUGACUACAAAGUUGAUGAUAACAACUUAACUAUAUCGGAAGCAGUCUCACUUAGAAUAUCCCGAGCGUACACUAUUUGGAGUGGAUUGGGAAUGUCCAUCCAAGGUGUACGAACUUGUGGGGAUUACAUGUUCAGCGGACAUACGGUGGCCUUAACACUAUUAAAUUUUUUCAUAACUGAAUAUACUCCACGAAACCUUUAUUUUCUACACACAAUGACAUGGCUUCUCAACAUGUUUGGUAUAUUUUUCAUCUUAGCCGCACACGAGCAUUAUUCGAUUGAUGUUUUUGUUGCCUUUUAUAUAACGUCGCGACUUUUCCUUUAUUAUCAUACGCUAGCAAAUAAUCAGGCUCUGAUGUCUAGGGAUUCAAAUCGUACACGAAUUUGGUUUCCAAUGUUUAGCUACUUUGAAAAUUCAGUUGAUGGCAUUAUUCCCAAUGAAUUCGAUACAGUUGGUACAUUGUGCUCGAAAACAUUUAACUGUAUCAUUUGUGUAAAGGAUUCAUGUAUGCUCACAACAAGACGAAUAUGGCUACAUCCACCCUAUUUAGAAGCCAUACAAAGGAAUCUCACCAGUGCAGCUGGAGGAACUGAUAUUAAUUCCAAAGUAAAAAUAGCACAAACUCCAUCAUCAGGAUCUUCCAAUUCAAUUGGUCGAACGACGAAUAAAUCAACACAUCAUGAUUAUAGUCCUCCAUCGCCAAAAGCAAAAGAAAACUAUCCAACCGGAAAUGUGCUUCCAAAGAGUGUCAAUGUCAACCAAUCAACUCAUCAGCCAUUGAAAGCAAAUGAAACGCGAGAUAAAAAAUUCAUAUAGCUUCUUGUGAGAUUAGUAUUAUUAUUAUUUUGUUCUUUUUUUUUAAAUUAAGCUUUUCUUUUUAAUAUCAUUCCAAAUUGAAGAAUUUGAAAUUCAAAAAAAUAAGAAACAAGAAACAACAACAAAAUAAAAACAUUUUUUCAUCAUAAA